UAUUCAUUGACUCGUCACGGGCAUUAUUCCAAAUUUACUCAAACUCGAACUUGUUAUCAUGGGGUCGUGUUGUGGAGCUUUGUGCAGAGAAUUAGACAUCAGAAACCUUGGUUUGAAGUUCCAUGAACCUAGAGCGUUCAGUGAAUCCCCGGCCUUGCCUCUGCCACUGUUCAUCUUCUAUAGAGCUUUCCUUGGAUCUUUUUUUGUUGCUGCUUAUGUCUAUGUGGUUCUUGAAUACCAGUCAUAUCUCAUCAUCCUGCACUUUGCCUACUGGAGUUUAGCGUUUGUAGCAUUAUACUUCAUAUUCGGAUGCUUGACUUCAAUAUGGCAGUUGCUUUGUGGCAGUUCCCUUGUUCAAUCUUCUGAGGGUACUUCAAAGACCUCUGGAUAUCAUUUUCUGGAGCAUCCAUUGGGUGAUACAUCAUGUGCGCUAAGGCCUGGGGAAAGGGAUGAUGACAAAGAUUUAUCACGAAAAUUACCAAGAUUGAACCUCCUGGCCUGGCAUCAUGAGGUCCUCUGGGUCCUUAAUUCCAUCGCUGCUGACACCUCUGUCGUCGUUCUGGUAGCUUACUUUUCUUUCUGGUUUCACGGCCUCCAUUUUACAAUAGCGGGCUACAUUGACUUAGUCCAGCACAUUGCACCGUUUUUGGUCAUGUUCAUCGAUUCGUUCGUUCAUGGGUUCCCUGUGCGUCUGUUGCAUGUGAUCUAUGCCAACAUAUUUGGUGCUGUGUAUGUAGUUUUCACAAUCAUUUAUAUUCUAACGGAGGUGCCCGAUCUCAAAGGCAACCCUACGACCUUCCCUUCAUUGGAGUUUGGCAACACGCCUAUCAUCUACACUGCAUGGUUGGCUGUUUAUAUUGGAGUUGGAUUCUUAGUGGCACAGCUAUUCUUCUAUCUCAUGUACAAGAUAAGAUGCGCACUUAUCAAAAGUGGCGAAUAAGAAAACCAAACAAUGACAAUAAUGAAUUAAAUUCCACAAUGCAUGUAAAAAGAAGGUUUCCAUGGAAACAGAAAAGUGUCCCAAAAUGAAAAAAAGGUCAUUAAGAAAUUGAACAUUUUCUUGGUAGUUAUGUUAAAUUUAGUUAGCAAGCCUCAAUCGAGAAGACUUUUGAAAUAUUCCCCACCCUGUCAGCCAAGUUUCUUUUCAUUCCUGCUAAAGGUCAAAGCAAGUAAAAUUUCUAUGCCAUUUUUUGCAAGGCUGACACUAACCAAUCAAGAAACUUGUAAUGACGUCAUUGUACAUUAACCUUUCUUUGCACUCAGGCAAUGGUUCAAAGUUAUGAUAGUAUUGAUACAAGUAGGAUUUCAUGACACUAAUUUAUAAAAAUAAUUAAAUGCUUUUUUCGAAUUUCAUUAAUGAAUCAUUUAUUAAUCAUAACGAGUAGCCACCUUCACAAUUUGCUGAGCCAUCUUGAAACUUUUUGAAGAAGUCAAUUUACAGAAACUUUUCAAACUCUAGCUAGGAAGAUGCCUAUCUAAAGCACAGUGUACUGUAGAUUUUAUGUUCAAAAUCAUUGUUUCUGUCUUUUGUAAUAAAUGCACAAAGUAAACCAUAAUAUAAUAGCAAUAUGAUGACGUCACUUGCUACCAGAAUCCCUUGCAGAAUUCCUUAUCACAAAAGAAUGUUGUGAAAGAAGUAUAUAAUGCCAGUGUAAAAUUGUAUUUGUAAUAAAAAUGUUUCGCUGUUUUAAA
Actinia tenebrosa (Australian red waratah sea anemone) is the source of this 1692-nucleotide messenger RNA. RefSeq lists its product as uncharacterized. Gene Ontology annotation, cellular component: membrane. The record is from RefSeq and is a predicted model, not a curated record. NCBI's taxonomy places the organism in Eukaryota, Metazoa, Cnidaria, Anthozoa, Actiniaria, Actiniidae.